Diplodia corticola is the source of this 1494-nucleotide messenger RNA. Its product is annotated as lipase esterase. The record is from RefSeq and is a predicted model, not a curated record. Gene Ontology annotation, molecular function: hydrolase activity. Lineage: Eukaryota; Fungi; Ascomycota; Dothideomycetes; Botryosphaeriales; Botryosphaeriaceae. The transcript has a single exon. The coding region runs from base 1 to 1494 and encodes 497 amino acids.
AUGUCGGACAUGCCUGCAUCCGCCCUUCUGGGCUUCCUGGUGCCCAAGCUACCUGUUCUGGUCAAAACGGCGUUUAUGAAUGCCUUUUCCAUGUCGCCAAACGCGUCCAAAUGGGAUCUCAAAACAGAACUCAUCAUCGCCAUCCUCCGCGCCGAACUGUCGAAAGUGCCUCCGCCCACCAUCACCGAGCAGCAGAACAACACCACCAAGAUCCCCGAGGUCAAGGGGCCCAUGUGGGUCAGCAAAGUCACCAUGCCCGCACCGCCCGAGGACGACGUCCUGCAAAAGCUGCUGCAAGCAAUCGACGACAUGAAGACGACGGGGACCGAACACUACACCAUCCCCUCCCUCCUCCCCGUCGAAGGCGAAUGGCACGGCCGCCGCGCCGGCGCCGCCAAAGACACCCCGGAGCCGGCAGGCCUCUCCGAAGCCGAAAGGUACGCGCGCCUGAUGCAAGAAGCCGGGUCCGACGCCGUCGUCCUCUACUUCCACGGCGGCGCCUACUACCUGAUGGACGCCGCCUCGCAGCGGCCCGCCACCGCCCGCUACGCCCAGAUGCUCCCGGGCGGCGGCGGCCGCACCUUCGCCGUCCGCUACCGCCUCGCCCCGCAGAACCCGUUCCCGGCCGCCCUCCUCGACGCCCUCGUCGCCUACGUCUCCCUGCUGCACCCGCCGCCGGGCGCCCUCCACGCCCCCGUCCCCGCCCACCGCAUCGUCCUGGCCGGCGACUCGGCCGGCGGCAACCUCGCCCUCGUCCUGAUGCAGACGCUCCUCCAAUGGCACCGGAGCACUGCGUCCUCGUCGUCUCCGUCGCCGCCAACCGUCCACUGGCACGGGCACGCCGUCCCCAUCCCCCUCCCCGGCGCCAUGGCCCUCGCCAGCCCCUGGACCGACCUCACGCGCUGCCUCCCCUCGCAGCGGCACAACCAGCGCUUCGACUACCUCCCCGGCGCCGAGUGGCGCGGCUCCGUCUACCCGCCCUGCGCCGCCUGGCCGGCCACCCCGCCGCGCGCCCACCUCUACGCCGAAGCCGACGCGCUGCUGCACCCGCUGGGCAGCCCGUGCGUGCCCGCCGCAGAGUGGACGGGGUGCCCGCCGACGCUGUUCGUGCUCGGCGAGGAGAUGAUGGCGGAUGAGAGUCGCGUCGUGGCGGCGAGGAUGGUGGCGCAGGGCGUGGGCGUCGCGUGGAUGCAGUUUGAGGCCAUGCCGCAUUGUUUUGGGCUGGUCAUGGAGGAUUGCGAGGCCGCGAGGGUGAUGAGGGAGGGGUGGAGGGAGUGGGUCGGGCAGGUGUUGGGCGGGGGGUCGAGGCCGGUGGAGACGAGGGGGGAGUUUUUUGCGGCGAGGAGUUGUGCGGCGAAGAAGGUGGAUAUGAGGAGGUUGGCGGAGGGGCUGGAGGAUGAGAGGGUGAUGGAGUUGAUGAGGGAGGCGCAGGGGAAGUUGCUGAGUGAGGGGGGAAGGGACGAGAAUAAGGCGGAACAGACGCCCGUGGUGUAG